Messenger RNA from Eremomyces bilateralis CBS 781.70, 881 nucleotides. RefSeq lists its product as uncharacterized. The transcript has 2 exons. NCBI's taxonomy places the organism in Eukaryota, Fungi, Ascomycota, Dothideomycetes, Eremomycetales, Eremomycetaceae. The coding region runs from base 128 to 613 and encodes 161 amino acids. The record is from RefSeq and is a predicted model, not a curated record.
GGGGUUACCUUGGGGCUGAUUGCUUCUCGGAGUGCUUCCGUCCGAUUGCCGCCGUCGGUGGACGUGUCGCUCUCGCACAGACGACUGUACUUUUGACUCCGAAAUUGAAAAGUCAUUCCAGCGCCGGAUGACUUGGUCCUUGGAGAAAGGACCCCCCUCGCCGUGUUUGGUGCGGGAGAGUAUGAUUUUGAUUACCCCGCUACCAUCGCGCCGGAUACCUAGUGUUCGAAUGCCUCCGCCCUGCCCGGUUUGCGUCACAGGUCGCAAGAAGCCUAAGCUAGGGAUGGCAGGCAUGUGUUCUUGGAAGUUGCAGUGCAUAUGUCGCGAACUAAACUUAUCGGACGAGAAAUGUUUCGAAGUGGGAACGACAACGUGGUCGAACAGGCACGAGGGACCCAUCAACAACUCCCUCCCCUCUCGACCCUUUGCCUCUCACUGCAUUUCGCGUCCGAAUUCUCCCUCCUCUAAAAGCUUUCCUGCGUCCAGCACUCGUACGGGAUCAUCCUUCUCGGGGGCACAUGUCCACAAUUAUCUGUGGAAUUGUGCAUCGUUUCGAUGGAAACUCAAGGAGCGGAGAACUUCCCUGCAGCCGAACGUAGAGGACCCGCGCUAAUCCCGAAGGAGCUUAAUUAGUGAGCGAGUGUCAGCGACGGAGCCGGCUGUAGUGGCGACUAAAAGCCCUGCGUUGGGCAGGAUUACCGGCCUUUUUUGACUCAUGUCGGGCCAUGGUAAUUGGUACCCCUUCGACCUCCUCGUCGUCAGGGCAGCAAUCAAGCGCAAUCCCCUACCGCCACGGUCCCGACAAUGGUGGGUAGAACAUGAUUGUAUUUAGGCUACAAGCGUUUGGGAAGGACGGAUGACCACAACGUCUAUACGCCCGU